AUGCUACGCUUGGAAGCCGUGAAUGCGUUUAGCUUGUUACUAAAAGGGGCUGGCAAAGGAGCCACGGAAUCCAUUCUGAAAGACUUGAUGAAACAACUCAAACAAGGAUUAACGGACAAGGCACUGGUAAUGCGAGUGGCGUCAGCACAGUGCAUCCAAGCCGUGAUUCAAUUUGCUCACCAGCCUUUAACCGCUCACGAUGUGGAGACUUUGUUGCAACUCGCUUUCAAGGCAUUUGAGGAUUCCACGUUUGCAGUUCGACGCGCCGUCUCAUCUCUGUGCGCCACACUUUUAGCCUUUACUCAAAAAACGGCCAUCACCGAUCCGCAAAAACCACACAUUAAAUAUGCCAUGACAGGUGAUGACAAUCCUACCGACACACCGGAAGCCAAGGCCACCCCUUUGUUGUCCAUUGAAGACAUGCUCAAUCAGUUGUCGACCUGUUACAACCGUCCAAACGUCUCCAGAGACACCCAGGUGGGCGUCGUUGAAGCGUAUGCAACGUUGUUUGUCCUUUUAGGCACCGAAUUUGUCGAGCUUCAUUACGCGAAAAUCGCCAAACAUUUGAUCCACGAGUUCCUGCAUCCCGUGAAAAAUGUCCUCAAUGCAUCGGAUGCCGCAUUUACACGCUCCAAAGUCAUCUUCCUGCUUCAUAAUACGAUCGGUAAACGUCUUCUAAGUGAACAAGGUCAAGCGACGGCGAUUCGCCUGUUGGUGACGGACUGGAUUAAAACGUGGCCCCCUUUAAUGCCAAAUCAACCGCAACCAAACAAACAUGCCCUCAUUUGUGCCACCCAUCUCGUUUCGGCUCUCGUGUCUGAACUUGAAGGAGCCGCUCGUGCGGUACAGGAUGUGUUGAUAGAUCCUUUGUUCGUGCUGCUAACCCAUCCCAGCUUUUCGGUGCAAAUGGCCGCGGUUUGGUGCAUUCGCUGUAUUUGUCUUGCAGCGCCAGCCAACUUGCCGUAUCUACUGCCACGAUCGCUCAAUGCCCUCGAGAAAAAUCUGGGCAACCUUGGCAACCCUAAUACCACCACCAAUACGUUGCGAUGUACCAUUGCUUACGCCUACGCGGCGGCGGCAAUCAUGAGCGUUUUCCCUGCACGCCCUAUUUAUACCUCCUUUGAUUUGAGCGCACGAGCCAUGUCCAUAGCGACUCAAUUGAUCAAACAUACCAGUAAAGAUGCCAAGAUCGCGAGCGUUCAAGUGCAGGUGGCCUGGGUCCUGGUAGGCUCGCUGAUGGGCCUAGGCCCGAAUCUCGUCAAAUUGCACGUUUCUCAGUUAUUACUGUUGUGGAAAACGGCAUUGCCUAAACCCACCGGCAAGGAAGCCAACGCCAUGCGUACCGAAGCCGAAUGGUCCUUUCUCUUCCAUACACGUGAAGGCGCCAUUAGUUCCAUUUACAGCUUCAUUGCCCACAACAGCCAUUCCUUGGUCACGCUGGAUAUCGCCAAGCGAAUUGCCGCCCUGUUGAAUAAUACCCUGGCGUUUCUAGCGACCACUCCCACCAGCUUUGCCGCUUCGACCUUAUCCCCCUCUUCAUGUUACAAGGUCAAGGUUACCGAUCAAAAUUACGCCUUGCGAAAACGUAUCUUUCUGUGCUUUGUCGCUUUGCGUCCACACUUAUCCACUUAUGAAUCGUCCUUAACCAGUCUCCUCCGUCACGCAUUGACGGUAUUUACCGAACCCGAAAAAAUCAUCCCUUCCUCAGGCGCCCAUUCCCAGGUGACGGCUUCCAUUCCCGGUCAAUUCGUAAGCGUGUGGCAUACCGCGGACGGCCACGGAUGUGGUGUCACGAGCAAAAUGCAAGGUUAUUCCAUCGACAUUGCCACCACUGUCGACGAUCGGGACGAUGAAAACAACUAUGGUAAAGAAUGGGUCACCCGGGAUCGAUUCCAAAAAAAAACGAAGCAAUGGAUUCCGCAGCCUGUAGCACCUUCAACUGGCUACAUUGACGCCAGCAUUGAACUCUUUGCCACCUUGUUCCCAGGCCAGCCUCCUCCCGUGCAAGAAUCGACGUUUGAACAAAUUGCCAAAGUAGUCAAGGACCAGCGCCUGGAAAAGAAUUCGCCGAAACGUGCGGCCGUGCUUGUCAACGUCAUUGUUGCUUUGCUCGGUGCUCUCAAGCACAUGAUGUCCGCGCACAAGAAGAAACCACUGCCAGAAACUGUCAUGGUAACCGGCCGCGCCACUCAGCUCAUGCAAGAGAUAUUAAUGGAAGCUAUUGUGCAUCCCGAUCCUUACCUACGAAAUGCGGCCAGUGAGACGAUGGGUCGUCUGACCGCAAUUGUGGGCGGUGCGUUCGUCUCUAGUCAGAUGCAACAGCUGGUCGAUUUGGUCGUGAGUAACCGUGAUCCGGAUGUCCGUGCGGGAUGUGCACUCGCUAUUGGCUACAUCUACAGCCACGUGGGCGGCAUGGCGGCCGCAGCUCACCUAAAAACGAUUGUCGGCAUUCUACUAUCACUCAGCAGUGAUCCACACCCGGUGGUUCAUGCUUGGGCUCUGGAAGCCAUGACCAUGACCGUGAGCGCCGCCGGUUUAAUGUUUUCCAGCUAUGUCAACAGCACGCUCGGCAUGGUCGCGAAAUUCUAUCUCAGCGAAACCCACGAACCUGGCAGCGGAUCGGUGGCGGUGUCGAACGCGGGUAUGAGUGUCGGAUUCACUGCGUAUCAAGAAUUUGGACGCAUCAUCUACGAACUCAUCGGUACCUUGGGUCCGGAACUGCAAGCAUCGUCGAAAAUUCGGGAACUGUGCCUCAACAUGGUCGAAGAGCUUCGACUGGAACCGGAUGAGCGCGUCAACGUCGAAGCAAUUCGCUGCAUUCAACAUUUCCUCAUGUUUGCACCCAAACACCUGGAUUUGAACGAACUCGUGCCGUACUUGCAAGCGCAAAUCAGCAGUCUUCACAUCCCAUUGAAAAAAGCGGCCGUUACGUGCUUGUAUCAACUAGUGCAGCGGGAUGCCGGACUUGUAUUCAAGGCGGCGCAACCGGGUCUGGAUAAUGAACUGUUCAAGAUGUUGGAUACCGAUCCCGGCCUUUCCGACGUUAAAAACGUGAUACGAGGAUGGUUAAGAGAGACUGCGGUGAGCGAGCCUUCGGUAUGGGUCAAUAUCACCAAACGAAUCACAACAGGAUCGCAUGGAAGACCCGGGCGAUCGGACCCCGGAACACCGUUGUCGCCUACCAUGCGACGAAGUGGCGAGGGACUAUCCCAUGAUAACGAUGACGAAGAGGAGGAUGGCGACGAUUAUGGCGACGAUGACGCUGACGGUUUUGUGGACGAGGUGCAUGUGGAUAACAUCACGUCGGUGGCUGAUGCUUCGGGUAUUGGUUCCAGUUUGUCAGUGAACGUGGAGAUUCCUCCACGCUGGCGUACUCAACUAUUUGCUCUUGAAUGUCUGCAAACUACCAUUGAGCUCAUUGCACAAAGCGGGAUUCGAGAGCAUUUCGAUUUGGUCGCUGCGCGUGCCAAACGUCAGCAAGCAGGCAUUGGCGAUUAUCUCGUUUUCCGUGUGCCGGAUCUGAUUCGCUUGUCCUUUACCACUGCCACCGCCCCGGUAAAUGAAUUGCGCUUAGCGGGUAUUGCCCUCUUAAAGAUGGUGAUCGAGAAAUUCACCAAUACGGCGGAUGCUGAUCUCGACGACAUGCUAUUGUUGGAACAGUAUGCCGCGCAAAUCGGCGCGGCGCUGACACCGGCUUUUGGCGCUGAUUCGUCGUCUGAGAUUGUGUCGGCGGCUGUGCGUGUUUGUGCGAUCUAUGUAGGCAGUGGCAUCGUGAAGGAUCUGUAUCAGCUCGGUCGUGUUCUGAAAUUGUUGACGUCCGCCCUGGAUAAAUGCAAAGAUGAAUCGAAACUGACCGGCGUCGGUGAAGUCAAGGAUCUCAGUCCGCAUGCAUCUGUCAUGGUCCGAUUGUCUGUACUGAAUGCUUGGGCCGAACUUCAAGUCGCCAGUCAACGGCAGGACUACCUAAAACAGGUGCUACAGCCAAACUUGGCUUCUUUGAGCCCAUUGUGGUUACGGUCACUGCAGAAUUAUGCACGCAUUCGCUUGGAAUCCGAUAUUGUUGCUCUGUCUCACAGCGCUGAGGGAAUUCAGGCAUCCUCGAGCGGCGGUAUUGAUUCAAUGUAUUCUGCAGCUACAAAAGAAGUGGUGUUGCCUUUCUACCGCCGAUCAUGGCUGAAAAUCAUGGAGGCCGUGGCGACGCUUCUCGAAGUCAAGGCCCCGUCGAUUAUGGAAGCUUUGGAACAAAAUCCCGAUUUUGAAUCGGUAGACGGACAAGUGCCGAACCUGUUCUACAUUCUAUUUGGGUUAUGUAUCGAAAGCCUCUCUCACAUUUCAAGCGCUAGCAGCGGCAAGACCGAUGCGACGACAAUGGUCAUUUGCUUGAACGCUUUAAAAACAUGCUUGCAGCCGUCGUUUACAGGAAACCGGUUUUUACCCAAAGCUGUUUUCCUCGAACUCAUGAACGUGUUUGAUCGCCUCAUUCAAACCGAAGGUUACGCUGUUCAGUUGCUUAUUAUUGAAAUCAUUCAACGGCUCAUUCAAAAUUACGGCGCCAAGGAUCUCUGUCAGGAUUUAGGUGAUGAAAGUCUAUUUGAUGUGGACCGUGCAUUUGAACCCGAGGCUUUACCAUCGACGGCCAUUUUGUAUUAUCUGCUGCGCCUCUUGAUCAAUGUGUUUUUGCAAAACAUUCCCACAUUGUCCAAUAAGCCAAUGUCGGCUCGUCCUCGAGUGGCGUUGGGUCAAGAAAACAUCAUCUCACUACUUGGUUCGUCGUUGGAAACGCUAGCCAUGUUGGUUGGUAUUACUCCAGCUAUUCACAAGGUGGACAUGUUGGCUAUUUGCUACCACAUCUUUGCAGAAAUUCUGAUGGACGCCAAGUCAGAAACAUUACUGGCUCCGCGUGUUCUUGUCUUGUUGAAAACAAUGUUUGCUCAGUUCGAGACGGACUUGUCUUCCAAGGAUAGUGUUGCGCUGUCGCGUGUCACCAAUGCUAUGCUCCACACGCUGGUGGAUGGGUUGUUCUAG
Messenger RNA from Radiomyces spectabilis, 5025 nucleotides. RefSeq names its product armadillo-type protein. The record is from RefSeq and is a predicted model, not a curated record. The coding region runs from base 1 to 5025 and encodes 1674 amino acids. The transcript is spliced from 10 exons. Lineage: Eukaryota; Fungi; Mucoromycota; Mucoromycetes; Mucorales; Radiomycetaceae. Gene Ontology annotation, cellular component: Golgi apparatus; endocytic vesicle; membrane. Gene Ontology annotation, biological process: endocytosis; retrograde transport, endosome to Golgi; intracellular protein localization.